Messenger RNA from Encephalitozoon cuniculi GB-M1, 531 nucleotides. RefSeq names its product ferritin. The transcript has a single exon. Gene Ontology annotation, molecular function: ferric iron binding; ferrous iron binding. The record is from RefSeq and is marked provisional. Gene Ontology annotation, biological process: iron ion transport; intracellular iron ion homeostasis. Gene Ontology annotation, cellular component: cytoplasm. Bases 1 to 531 code for a protein of 176 amino acids. NCBI's taxonomy places the organism in Eukaryota, Fungi, Microsporidia, Unikaryonidae.
AUGGAUCCAAAGACAAAGCAGGCUUCAUCUGACGAGUGGAAUGUAGAGGCCGGAUUGCUUCUCUCCUCUCAGCUGCUGCUCGAAUACAAUGCAUACUAUUUCUAUUCAGCAUGUGCAGCCCACUUCAGCAGGUCUGACGUCUGCCUUAAGGGACUGGCCAGCUUCUUCAGGAAGAAAAGCCUUGAUGAGAAUGCCCAGGCCCAAAAGAUUAUUGGCUUCAUGAAUAUGAGAGAGUUAGAUAUUGAGUUCAGAGCCAUCGAGGCGCCAGAUAUCAAGAAGUACGGAAAGACGAGCGGCGUUCUCAAGGCUUGCAAGGAAUUCGAGCAAACUGUGCUCAGUAACAUAUCGACCAUUUCUGAAAUAGCCAGAAAAGCUGGAGACGGGGCCAUCGUCCAGUUCCUCGAGGACUUCAUCGCCGAGCAGGUGAGGUCUAUUUCGGAGCUUAGUGAUCUAUGCGCCAACUGUGCAAGGUGUGGGGACGGUGGCGUGGGGCUAUUCCUCUUUGACCAAUCACUGAUAAGCCAACAUUAA